Peronospora belbahrii is the source of this 1269-nucleotide messenger RNA. The record is from the annotation of a GenBank genome assembly. NCBI's taxonomy places the organism in Eukaryota, Oomycota, Peronosporomycetes, Peronosporales, Peronosporaceae.
AUGACCUACGAAGCAUGGAACAACUGGUGGCAUCAGACGAAAAGUGGUAGUAUCAACACGUACGUAUCCAUCGUACUCUUUUUUCUGUCUACUGUAUUAGCCAAUCCCAUUGCCCGAUGUCUCUUUUGGAUCGUUCGUAAAGCUUGUCCCAAGAAAUGGAUUUGGCCUGAUGAAGCUCGAGAGAUGAUGAUGUGGCAGACGUCACUCAUGUGUCGAGUAGGGCUAUUGUGGAUCACUAUUCUUGUCUCUCGCCUAUCACUGUUAUUACACAAAUGGCCAGCUUGGAUUUUUGGGGUUUGUUUUCUCAUCUGGUUGGACUCGGGAGGAAACGUAUUACGAAAAAUUAUCGUCCGUAAAGGUGUUAUUGGGUACAAGAAGGACGAGAAAGCAGGUCGUAUGACGCUGCUAUAUGAAGGCACUACAUUGGCCAAGAUGCUACUGCUUGUGCUUGCUGUAUACACGUAUUAUAUCACUCCUUGGAUCGAAGGAUCGAGCGAGCUUAAGCUAUUAGUCUCUGUGGGGUUCUUUGUGUCCAUUGCAUUGGCUACAUUACCAUUACUACGCAAUAUCGUGGGUGCACACUACAUGUUUCUGACCAACAUGCUGCAUUUGGACUCAAAAAUUUAUUUACAUGGCUCAAGGAAGGGAAAAAUUUGUGACACUCCACUGGGUUUCAUUGUUUUGGUUACCUCCGACAACACCAAGACAUUUAUACCUGCAGGCGGCACAGCUUGCAAGACGACUGAGGUGUUUCACAAUUUUUUGUGGCCGAUUCGACUGGAUAUUCGGCUACCUGCAAAUGUUCCGGCGAAGCGUGUGCGCCAGCUCGUGCAGGAUAUGGACCAGUUGCUCUCGUGGAACCCAGUAGUUGUCAUCGCACCCGAUGGAAGUGCCACCUUAGACGGCGAAACUUCUUCGUUCAUAGAUGCGUCGACAUCACGCGAAAGCGUUAGUGCUUGCGGUUUGAUCAACCGGGCGGCUUGUGAGCGUGCUACCAAACUAUUGUUUGAUGAGAACCGACAGGAGGAAGAGAGUAUUAUACGACGUGCGCGAGGCAAUGAGGGGUUUGUGGCGUUGGAGCCGAACAAGAGAUGGGUAGUUCAAUUUCGGACGUUCGUUCAAGCAACUCAGAAAACACAUUUCCGGCAAACUCGUGCUGCGUACAUUGAAGCUAUCACAAAGCUAUUAGAGAAACAAGGCGCAGAUUUUUGUGCUUCACUAUUUGCAACGGCAUUUGUAAGAAUCUGGCGCAGCACUUCUAGGCUGUGA